UUCUGACACCCACAGGUUCAAAAGGCGCUGCUUGUUUCUGUGCAUGUAUGACUUUCCAUUGAUCGUUCCUAAGAUCCAUUACGAACCUCCGGGAUGUACACUACCGGGCUCAACCCGUUUUACGCCUCCAAUUUCAGCCUUUGGUCCGCGUACUGUGCAGGAGGCUUCGCUGUGGACACCAGCAAGAAGCCGUCGUUUUGCAUCGCGGAGCUCCUCCAGGCCGGCGACGCGGACAGCUUGCCCGGCUCCUCGGCCCUCAUGGUGCACGUGGGUCAACACCGGGCGUCCUCCGGGGGCUCGCCGCUGCGCCCCUCUCCGGUCGGGCCGGGGGAGGCUCACGCAUCGGUGUACGGGGCGAGGCUGAGCCCCGCGUCUCCGUACCACAGGCAAGGACUACAGCUGACCUCUGUGUCCAGAGGGGCUCACAACUCUUCACAGGCUCCUCCGCCUUCGAGCAAAGACCUCAAAUUUGGAAUUGAUCGGAUAUUGUCGACGGAUUUUGACGCAAAGGGCAAAGAGAAAUUAAGAGAUUUCGCGUCCAUUGUAAACUCCAACCGUCAGUCAGGCAUUCACAUCCCUAUUCAGCCUGCUGCCGGCCAAUACUUCUCUUCCAUAGAGCCUGGGAUGAGUGAUGCCUCCGCCAUGAUGAGUUCACUAGGCAGCAGUGGCAGACAAUCAGGCCAGCAUCAGUUUCAGGACACCUUCCCAGGUCCAUACGCUGUCCUCACCAAGGACACGAUGCCGCAGACGUAUAAGAGGAAAAGGUCGUGGUCCAGAGCGGUCUUCUCCAACCUGCAGAGGAAAGGCCUGGAGAAGAGGUUCGAGAUCCAGAAGUACGUCACCAAGCCAGACAGAAAACAGCUGGCAGCCAUGCUCGGCCUGACUGAUGCUCAGGUUAAAGUGUGGUUCCAAAACCGACGUAUGAAGUGGCGACAUUCCAAGGAGGCCCAGGCCCAGAAGGACAAAGACAAAGAACAGCCGGACGGAACGCCCGAAUCCGGCAGGGAUCCCAAAGAGACCGCCGAGUCGGAGUGCGAAAGCGAAGACAGAAGCGAGUGCGAGUCCGAUGACGCUCCGGAGGAGGACAAGCCCGACGUCGCGCAUGAGUUGGACCUUUGCGAGCACAACAAAACCAGCGUGAUCAUUAACGCCAGCGUGGAAGCCCCCCACUCGGACUCUCCUUCUCCUCCAUCCCCCCAGCUACUAAUAUGAAACUAUUUCCAUUCGUGGACUCCAAUCGAAACGAGUUCAUUUUGACGGACACGAUUAUAGCAAGCUUUUACGCCAAGAACUUGCUUUUAUUUCCCUCUACUUCAGCUUGCAUGAUGCUUUCCUCUGAGGGUUCAAAAGUCAAAUAAGUUGUAAAUGUAAUUGUGCAAGCGUUCCGUUCUUCCAAGUUGUAUAAAAGUUCGUCACACACACAGUGUACAUGUCUUUUUGUGUGUUGUGUUAUUUUGUUAAUAUAAUUUGCACUGAAAAUAUUGUAAAUAAA
Molecule: messenger RNA, 1492 nt
Organism: Corythoichthys intestinalis (scribbled pipefish)
Lineage: Eukaryota; Metazoa; Chordata; Actinopteri; Syngnathiformes; Syngnathidae
Gene: hlx1
Product: H2.0-like homeo box 1 (Drosophila)
Exons: 4
Coding region: 94-1212 (372 amino acids)
Biological process (GO): regulation of DNA-templated transcription
Molecular function (GO): DNA-binding transcription factor activity, RNA polymerase II-specific; sequence-specific DNA binding
Source: RefSeq, a predicted model, not a curated record